UGGAUUAAAGAGGUAUUCUUAGGGGUGUCUGUCUAAAGAUCCAGGGGUUUUUGCUCAUCUGCAACAAACUGAAAGAAAAUUUUGAUUAAUAUCAAAAGCAAGAAAUAAUUUCCUAUUAAAGAACUCUUUAUAAACUCUACUCAUCACCUAUCGCUGAAUUCUUUGAUAAUGGCAAAAUUCUAGAACAAAUCGAUAAAAUUGGAAGAAGAGUGAAGGAGAGGCUGAACUUCAUAGAUACUUGGCCCACCCUCCCUUUAAAAGUUUAGAAACCAAUGGCAUCCCAAAAGACGACAUUGAGAGAAGAUGCAAUAAACAAAGGCCACCCUAACUGUGAAGAAGAAUCUUUACAGUUUGAGCCUAUUGGACAUCCUCUUCAAGAAUCCUUGGCUGAUAUGAAGUUAGAACAAGAGGAGGAGAAGAGUGAUACGACUUACCCUCCAGAGAUCAAGAAAAGAAAAUAGUCGAGCUGAUGCUAUUGAUAUUAAGCCAGGACUAUUAGAGCUGAGAAAGCAGAUUCUUGAUAAUAAGAAUAAAAGUACUACUGAGUUCACUAGAUCAACUAAAAAGACAAGGUUUGCUUCAAAGACAACUCACGGAAGAAGGUCCAAGUACAUUGGAGUCUCCAAAAAUAACAUUCACUGGCAGGCAUUGAUCAAUGUGGACCGUAAGAAAAAGUACAUUGGCACUUUCAUUGAUGAAGUAGAGGCGGCUAGGGCCUAUGACAUUUACUCUUUAGCUAUCAAAGGCAAGGAAGCAUGCCUGAACUUUGACUAUACUGUUCAAGAGAUGCUUGAAAACAUUGAGUAUUAUCUCACCCAUAAUUGCUUAAAACCCUAAUUUGCCCCUAUGUUCAUUUUAAU
Molecule: messenger RNA, 860 nt
Organism: Moneuplotes crassus
Lineage: Eukaryota; Ciliophora; Spirotrichea; Euplotida; Euplotidae
Source: the annotation of a GenBank genome assembly